AUGUUUUCUAAAUAUAGUGUUACUGACAAAAAAAGAAUUGGAAAAAUAAUUAAAAAAGAAGAAUUGUUCUUAAAGACAAAAUUAGAACAGGAUAUAAUUACAUUAACUCACCAAAAACAAUUAUUUCAAGCUUUGGAAAAAGGAGAACUUGAAGAGGUUAAGAAAUGUAUUAAAAAUGGAGCAGAUAUUAAUGCUAGAAGUUUUGAUUUACAAACUGCAUUACACUUUGCUGCAAGGGCCCCUAAUUUGGAUGCAGUAAAAUUUGUUGUCGAUCAGAAUAUUGGAUUUGAAAAGAAAGAUGUGGAUGGACAAAGUCCCCUACAUGUAGCAGUGAGAUAUAGGCGAAAAUGUACGGUUGAGUACUUAAUAGAGAGAACCAAUGCCAAUGUUAAUGAUUGUGACAAUUUUGGUAAAACCUGUCUACAUAUUGCUGCUCAAAAUGGAUUUUAUGAUAUUGUUCAAGUGCUCAUAAUACAUAAAUCUAAUGUGAAUGCAAUAGAUAUAGAAGGUGUAAAACCUCUUUUCUAUGCUGCCAAGAAUAAUCAUAAGGAUAUUGUUUCCCUUCUUUUGGGAAAAGGAACUAAUAUAGAUACUCCAAAAAUAUUUUGUGGGUUUACUUUGCUCCACACGGCAGUAGAAAAUGGUCAUUUAGAACUUACAAAAUUUUGUCUUAGAAAUGGUGCUGAUGUUAAUAGUCAGACUGAUCAAGGUGCUGUUCCUUUACACUUAGCUACAGUCUAUGGUCACUUCAAUGUAGCGGAGGUAUUAAUUUCUGCUGGAGGAAAUGUAAAUGCUAUGACUAAUUUAGGUUGCACUCCAUUGUGUAAUGCGGUAGAAUUUGGGCACAAAAAGCUUGUGAAUUUGCUUUUGCAAAAUGGGGCUGGUGUGAAUACAUUUGGAUCUAGCUAUGAUAGUCCUUUGGCUUUUGCAGCAUUGGAAGGGGAUGGGGAUAUUUUAGAAAUCUUAUUAGCAGAAGGAGCACAUGUUAAUUCCUUGACAACAGAAGGAUUUACUGCAUUGCAUCUGGCAGCAACAAAAGGUCACUACAAUGUAGCUCAGAUAUUAUUACAUAAUUCUGCAUCAGUAAAUAUUAAGGAUACCGAUGGAUAUUCAGCUUUGCAUAAAAGUUCCCAAAAUGGCCAUGAAUCUGUUGUAGAUUUACUACUAAACUUUGGGGCGAAAGUGAAUGAUAGGACAAAGGACAACAACAUGCCAUUACAUCUAGCUGUUGUUAAUAAUCAGAUUGACAUUGUGAAAAAUCUACUACUGUUUGGAGCUUCUAUUAACUCUGUUAAUAAUAAAAAUAUGUCACCUCUACACCUAAGCUGUCAGAAAGGUUUUGAAGGUGUUACAAAAACACUAAUUGAGAAUGGUGCAUGUAUUAAUGUAAAAGACUCAAAAAAUAGAACUUCAUUACAUUAUGCUGUGAUAAGUGGCAUCAAGGAAGUAGUGGAACUCCUGCUCAUUAAUCAAGCACAAUUGCAGGAGAAAGACAUACAAGGGCUUACUGCCCUACAUUAUGCUGCUGUAUGUGGGGUUAAAACAAUUCUGAAUUCUUUGAUUAUUGAGAAUGUUGACAUUAAUGUUUCAAACAUGAAGAAUGAAACACCUUUACAUUUAGCUGUGAGUAGCAACCAUACAGAAAUUGUACAAAGAUUACUAGAUGAAGGGGCUGAGGCAAACGUUUUAGAUACGAAUUCUAAUACACCAUUGAAUAUUGCAGUUAAGAACAACAAUAAAGAAAUAGUUUCUUUGUUAAUUUCUAAAAAUGUUUACGUGAGUAACACUAAUCUGAUAGAUGCUGUGAAUUUAGGAUAUCCAGAAAUUGUUGUUCUGUUAUUAAGAAAAAAUAAGAGAUUUGAUCUUAACAUGAAGUCAGAUAAUGAAAUGACCUUGUUAUGUUCAGCAGUUUGUAAAGGUUACAGAACUAUAGCUCAAAUAUUAGUUAAUAAAGGAGCAGAUGUUAAUUUUGCAUGUGGAAGUGAAAAAUUUACUCCUUUACACGUUGCAACAGCAGGAGGUUAUAAAGACAUUGUACAAAUGCUUCUUUACAAAAAUGCAAAAAUUAAUGUCAAGUCAUAUGGAGACCAUACUCCACUCCAUGUAGCAUCAGUUCUAGGGUAUAUUGAUAUAGUGGAUGUUCUUGUAAAUGCAAAAGCAGAUGUAACUUUAAAAGAUGAUAAAAAUCGAACUUGUGUAGAACUUGCAGUAGCUUAUAAUAAUGUGAGUGUUGUAGAGUAUUUAUCUAAAUUGGAAAUUGUGGACAUCAAUGCGAAAGGAAAUGGUGAUUUUACAUUAUUACAUAUUGCUGCCCAAGGUGGACAUCUAGAAAUAACAAAAUUCCUGGUAAAGAUUGGUGCCAAUAUUUAUGCCAAGAAUUCUUUAGGUUCUAUGCUAUUCAUAUUGCAGCUAGGGAAGGCCAUGUUAAGUUAUGGAUUUCUAUCUUCUAGCCAAGUGAACAUUAAUGUUUUGUGA
Gryllus bimaculatus (two-spotted cricket) is the source of this 2475-nucleotide messenger RNA. The record is from the annotation of a GenBank genome assembly. NCBI's taxonomy places the organism in Eukaryota, Metazoa, Arthropoda, Insecta, Orthoptera, Gryllidae.